Molecule: messenger RNA, 4148 nt
Organism: Cladocopium goreaui
Lineage: Eukaryota; Dinophyceae; Suessiales; Symbiodiniaceae
Source: the annotation of a GenBank genome assembly
AUGGCUGACUCUUUCACCUCGGGCAAUUGCAUGAACUCCAUGGGCAGGCUCUGGCUGGCGAGGAUCACAUCAUCCUCGGUCACCACGGUGGUGGUGGGUGCAGUGCUGGCGGUUGAUGACCCGGUUGGUCUGCUUGAUUCAGUCCUAUAUGGACACACUGCCUUCCAGUGGCCUCGCCUGCCGCAUGCUCGGCCAUUGGAGGACAUGAUUCUGUCCUGGAGGCGGGCACGUGCUUCCUGGCAAGCACUGUAUGCUGUGGCCAAGUUGGACCCCCAGUCUCCGAAGACCCUGGGCCGACCGAUGACAGAACUGGAGAGGCACGCUGAGCAAGUGAAGCCUGCCAAGGUGGAGAUCGAGCAAAAUGUAGGUCCAGACUCCCCGCAGGCGACGGCAGAGGAUGACUCAGAGCGUCUUGAUGCCUUGUCUGCCAUAGUCUCGGCCAACUUCAGCCGUCGCAUCGCAGAACAACCUGGCGUCAUCGCUGCCGGCUCUGCCUCCGUGGAGUUCGAAGACCAUGCGGUGAAGGAGGCUCCUACGCACGUGAAUGCCAUGCAGACCAUCCGAGCAAAUUCUGGAGUCUCUGCCACCUGGUCUCCCAAGUCCACAAGUCCCAAAGCCAAGGGCAAACGAAGGAGACCCAGAGCCAUGACUCGUUUGGGCAAAGAACUGGAUGAUGAAGAACCAGAAGAAGUCGGAGCAGAUCAGGAGGUUGGAGAAGAAUCGCCCAAGACCACGGCUGAAGGGGAUGAUGGGGAUCACUUCCGAGACAAGCUGGAAGCAAUUUUGGCCAAGCACGUCAAGGCGAAGGAGGGCAGCGAUCGUGCCAAGGAAGCCAAAGAGCUGGCAGCGCAGAUGAACAAAACCCAGGUGACGCAGAUCAAGGAGGUGCUGCAGCCAGAAGUCCUGGAACUGCAGCAGGCCCUGAUGGCAGAGCUGCAGAACGAGCUGAACCAAGUCUCUCAACAGAUCGAAGCUCCAGACAGGGAUGUCCCACAGGAGGAACAGCAGGAACUGCAAAGACGAGCAAACGCCCUGCAAGAGCAUUUGCUGGUUGUGCAAGCGAUUUCCACCUUGCCGGCAGCCCAUGGUGAUAACUUGCUCCAGCUGGCCUUAGCGGAGAUGGCCGCGGAGUCCGAGAGCCCAUCUGCACACGCUGCGGCUGCGCGAAGGGUGAGAGAGAAGGCCGACUCGGAGGCAUCCCCACUGAGCACUCGUGGACUUGGCUCACGUGGCUCAGAGUCCUGGGCCAGCAAUUUGGUGAAGCGCUUUCCGAGGCAAAACAGCCCUGCGAGCCCCCUAUCUCCAAAGUCAGCAAAGACUCCACAGUCUCCAAAGCCGCCAAUGGUAUUCCGGGGGCAGGAGAGCUUUCGCGCAGAAACAGCUUCGGAUGAAGCAGCGCCUCUCUUUGAGGAGUCGGAAGACCAGGCUAGCCAUGGCCAGAAGUUAUGGAAGCGCGGGAAGUUCAUCGUGAAGUUCCUUGCAGGCCUGAAAGGUUUUAUGAAGCCCUCGGAGCACCACCACCAAGACCCCCAAGAUGCUGGUAAACUGCAGCUGGGAAAUGAUGCAGACACGGAGAGCGAGGCGAAAGUGGCUGCUAUGAAGUUGCGCAAGCCCGAAGCCUGGGGAAGGACACCACAGGUCAAUGAGGAGGAUCAUCAGGAGAUGAGUCUCUCUGGCUCUGCCACCGGCCCCAAGAAAGAGGUCCAGCCUAGUCCCUCACCCAAGACCGGAGACGCUCUUGUGCUUCCGGAGAGACGCAAAACGUCCGUAGACGUGGUCGAUAUCGAUUCACUGGUUGCCAUUGGUCAGUCUUUGGAGGCCGAAAGGGAUGAGGAGGUAGACAAUGAUGAGGACUACUUGGAGCAGCCGGGCCCUGCCUGGGUCGAUUCCUGGGUGCAGUCCGCAGAGGACAAGUUCUUCUCCGGCAUCCCACCACUGGCAAGUGGCGCUCUGGAGAAUCAGAAGGUCCCUGCGGAGCCUAUGGUGUCCAUCCUGUCAUUGCAAGCGGAGGGAACCAAUAAUAAAGGAGCUGGAAAUCGAGGGCUCAAAGGCUCGAAUCCCCGCCGCGGCGCCCCACGUUUCAUCCGAGACAAGGGCUCAAAGAAGAGCCACGCUUCCAGGCCUGAGGAGAACGUCCUCAUGGAUUUUGGAAAGCCCAAGAGUGUGAGCAUCCGCGAGGAGCCGGAGGAAGUGGCAGUUCCUCAAGACAUGCAGCAAGAGCCAAGGUCAGACACUCCGGACGAGCGACCAGUCGCACCAGCUCAGCCGCUUCAUGAUGCGCCAGAUGUGGAAGCGACGAAGGAAGAUGCACUCGUUGCUGAAGAAAUAUCCACGGAUGAGCUCAGGCGGAACAGUGACGUGAGUUCUGGCCCUGAAGAGGAGCCAGAGCAGCGACGGGAUGCGGAAGAAGAAUCUGAUCAUGUACUAGCACGACAUCCUUCGAAGACGGCGGUUGGAAAACUGUAUCGCCAGAACUCCAAGGGAAGCAAGCUGGACAUGUUGCUUCGCAGUCGGUCUUUCCGCUCUGGCACCUCCUUGAAUUUGACGGAGCCGGAUGAUGACGAUGAUCGCAAGGACGAGCUGGAAGCCGAGAUGGAGGAUCUUGAGACAGAUCCGGAGGAUCCGAACUCGGAAGAUGAGACGAAACGACAGAUGGCAGUGAGGCGAUGGAAACUCGGAACUCUCGGCAUCCAAGCCGUUCUACGACUCCGCGACACCAUUCGCAGCCCAGCUUCUCCUGCAGGGUCCAGGCGUAGCAGUUUCGCCAAGACCAGGGUGGUCACAGCCGCACCUGACACCGAUGGGUUGGCGCUGCCAGUGCUUCCAACGCUUCCAACGCUUCCAACAGCUGACGCCGGAGGUGCAGGUCCAUCGGCACUAUUGGCUUCUCCCAAAGUCAAGGCAGAAGCAGCCCCCAAGAGUGCAGGUACCUUAGCUUCUCCCAAAGGCAAGGCAGAAGCAGCCCCCAAGAGUGCAGGUCCAUUGGCAAUACUGGCAUCUCCCAAAGUCAAGGCAGAAGCAGCCCCCAAGAGUGCAGGUACCUUAGCUUCUCCCAAAGUCAAGGCAGCAGCCCCCAAGAGAGAUGCGGCUCCUCCAAAGUUACCGCAAGUGCCCGCUGCGCCACAGGCAGUCGUGGAGGACGUGCCGGGUCUUGUACGACGGACCUCCAUCACUCCACGGAGCAAGCCGGCGGCUGUGCGGCAACUGCAGGCGCCAGACGCUGCCAACGUCGUGGCCUUCAGCCCGGCCGCCACGGCCGCGGCGAAGCGGCUGCCGCCGGCGCCGCCGCCGCCCAAGACGGCUGUGCGGCAGAAUGGGCCGGGAGAUGUCACUGCCAAAAACUCCUUGGAUCGUGGUGACAACUUGACUCUCACGGCGGCCACCAUACAGGCGGUUCAUUCCCUGGACAAGCCAUACCUGGGCACUUUUGGUAAAUCCGAGCAGCGGCUCCUUUCUGCACAUACCCAGAGCACCCACCUUUCACAUGAUGACUCGCACCUGACUCUGUCCAAAGAUUCCGCCUAUUCCAGCGCUGGAUUUUCGCCCUACGCUUCGCAGACAGAGCUGCAUAAGAUGUCCACCACAAAUUUGUCCUACCAAAGCUCCGUGGCAAAAUUUUCGGUCGAUUCCAGGGAUCGAGAGGAGCUGAAGGAAGAGAAUGUGGAAGUUCUGGAGGUGGAGCCCGACGAAGUCAAUCUGUUGGGCUAUGCCCUGCCUUUGCUAGACCGAAAAUCUUUCGGUGUGGAGACGGCUUUGAUGACUCCCACAGGCAAACUCCUCGGAAGCCCUGGAUGUUGGAAUCCAGGCCUCAGCAAAGAGGUGGGUGAAAUCCACGUGGCCCAUGCUGGUCAUGUCUUGGAGUUGCGUUCCCUACCAGUGCUGCCUGGCAAGAAGGGAGCCACGGCCAAAGCGAAGCCAAAGGGUCCAAAGCUGGUCUUAACCAAUCUGGCGAAGCCCAAAAAGAAGCGCCAGCUCAUUCAGGCAAUCCCUGCUGAAGGUCGCAGCGAACCGCGGCGGCAACCUCUCUACACCAGAGGUCUGCGCUUGUGAGUAUCAUGGCAAUGUGUGGUUUGGGUUUGAAGAGGUGUUUGAGAUUGUUUGAGUACUUCUUGGAUUGGAGGCGCAGCUUUCAUUGCAACAUACAGGGC